CAAGGGGAAGUCAGUGAACGGUCACGUGCUCUAAGCCUGGUCACGUGCCCAACAUGUCUGCGCCCACGGAGUAGUGGCUGAGCUGCGAAGUGGGCGCUCGUUAAGUGAUUGUGUACGUCGGGGCUUUGGAAACGUACAGACAUCGUGAUUUCUCUCUCUCUCUCUCUCUCUGUUUCCAAUCGAGGCAACAGAAGGUGUUCGUACAUCUCCCGCUGGUCGUUCCAGGCGCGCCACCGAGGUUUGCGUUCAACUCAAGAGAUUGAGAAUGGAGGAUAGUUUGCCACCAAACGACAAAAAAAAUUCCGAACCUUCGAUUGCCAAAGAUGAUUUAAUCGGAAUGCUUAUGAAACGGAUGGAACAGCUUCCAGAAGGCGAGAGAAACAUUAUUACUUAUGGAUCAGUCUACCUUGGGAUAAAUUCAGCAUUUGCUGGUUUAAUAGCGAACAGUUUCUUUCGAAGAAUACUCAAUAUCUCACAGGCUCGUUUUGCUUCGAGUUUGCCUAUGGCAGUUCUUCCAUUGCUAUCAACUGUAGCACUUUACAAUGCUGCUAUGAUAAAACCUAUGAUUUCAGGUGACUUGGACUGCCCCACUUGUGUUCUAGUUAGAGGAGGAUUAGUAGCUUCUCUUGCUGGAGGCCUUUAUCCCAUUGCUUUGGCUGUGCCCAUCAAUGCUGGCCUUGCAGUACGGUAUAAUACAGCUCCAAUGCCAGAAAAGGGAAAUAUUUUACAAUUCUGGUUAAAAGUCUGUCAGCCAGUUCUGAAGAAAAUGAGCUUUGUCUUAAUUCUCCAAGCUAUCUUUGGCGUUUACCUGAGUUCCAGACAAUAUGGCAUCUACCUGAAAAUGUUGGAACUUCCGGCAACUCAUACAGAUCCUGAAGAAUUAUCACAGUAAAGCAGGACAUUUGUUUAAUAAUGAAAAGAAAGAUACAUUGAAAAAAUAAAUAUUGACUUAUUU
This is a messenger RNA of Callorhinchus milii (elephant shark), 955 nucleotides long. It is a transcript of the gene tmem126a, whose product is annotated as transmembrane protein 126A. Gene Ontology annotation, cellular component: mitochondrion. The transcript has 5 exons. Bases 266 to 892 code for a protein of 208 amino acids. The record is from RefSeq and is a predicted model, not a curated record. Lineage: Eukaryota; Metazoa; Chordata; Chondrichthyes; Chimaeriformes; Callorhinchidae. Gene Ontology annotation, biological process: mitochondrial respiratory chain complex I assembly.